GUAAAACCAAUGUGGGAUCGUACAUUGACCGAUGUCCUGAUUGCACAACAGAGCGCCUUUAUAUUUGUAUUAAGUUAUCAAACAAUUCCAGUUACAGUCAGUCACACAGUUAAUAUUGGGUGAUAAUGAGAGAAGAAGCCAAAGUGUCUCUAUAAAUAACAUUUUGUUUUGAUAUUAUUCAUAAAAUGUUAAAGGUAAUAUAGAAAAAUAGCAGCAUAGUUUGGUUGUAGUUUAAUAUAAUGGUGGAAAAGGCUAGCGAACACUCGAGGUGUAAUAUACACCUUCGUUCACAUCUAUUAGUUAUACUUUAAUAUAUUUUGUCAAAUAAGAAUCGUUGGUUACGAUUUUGCAUUAAAUGAAUAGUAUGAUUUGGAUUAGAGAAUUAGAGACUGAAGUUCACCCAUUAGAUACUAUGGUAUAGUAUCAUGUCCAAACUCCAUUAAUACAUGGUCUAAAUAGCAAAACUCGAUAGAAGUACGGUAAGGUGGCGUACGCUAGUUUAAACCACGUACAACUUAUGAAGUUGAAAAUGGUUUGUGAAUCAAAGAUCAGAUGGUCAUGAAAACUAUUUUCCAAGCGGUGAUGAAGUUACAACGUUGUUUGGCAUUAUUGUUCAUCAUGAUUAAAACCUGGAUCAUAUUAGAUGAAACACAGAUAAUAGAUAACAAUUCAUAUAUAUAUAUAUAGCUAAAGUGAGUUUACUGUAGCAUAAAAUAUUACAAUUUGAUACCCCAAAUGUAAUUAAAUUACAACUUAAUCACUAUAAUGUACAUUUUACAUUUUGAUACCUCAAAUUCAAAUUUAAUUAACUUACAAUUGAUACCCCAAAUUUAAUUAAAUCACAACUUAGUCACUAUAAUGUAAAUUUUACAUUUUGAUACCUCAAACCCAAAUUUAAUUAAAUUAAACCUUGGUCAUUAUAAUGUACAUUUUAAAUUUUGAUACCUCAACUAAAAAAAUUGAUCAAGAACCUUCCAUUAUCUACUUCCUCUUCGUUUCAUUUUUCACUCGCCGUCCAUAACCCUGCUUUAUUUUUUUUCUUUGCCUUCGUCGUCUAACCCAAAUCAGUAUACUAUUUAUAUGUAUUCUAAUCUCAAGUAUGAAUGAGUCCAUACAGGACUGACCAACAAUAUAGAGAAUUAAUAAUUAAACCAUGAACCACUAACUUUUUUAGCUCAAUGUCGAGUCCAAUUAAAAAUAAACAUAUAUGGUCAUUACUUAUUAGAAAUUAGUCAUUUCCACUAUGGGAUUUGAAGGCGUGAAUUUUUAAGCGAAUUCCAGUUUGUAUUCCUUUUGAUUCUCUCUAGAGUUUUUCUUUUCACCCGGGCUAGAAUUUUCAAAAAUUAUACAUGAAAUUUUCAACAAUUAUACAUAUAAAAUAAAUAGUUUCCUAUUUUCUAUCAAAAAGUAAAUAAUUAUCAUCUUAAAUACAUCACCAUAAAAGAAAUCACCCCUCAACCAUGUAAAUUAUAGUUUGGUACCUAAACUUAAUAAAUCAUUUGUUUUGCAUAUAAGUCCUCAAAAUAUUGAUGGAACAUUACAUUUUAGUACCUAAAUUUAUUGUGUAUUAUAUUUUAGUACAUAAACUUUUGAAGUUCUGCAAAUAGGUCUAAUUUUUGUAUGUGUAAUUAAAACACACUCAAAUAAAUGGGUAUCCAUACCCAACUCAUACACAUUUAUAUUAUAAAAGUAAAUAUUCAUACCCUACCCAAACCCAUCUACAAACUUCCAAACCCAUAUAUACGUCACUCAUACCUUACUCAUAAUCAAUUGGUCUACUUGGAUUUAGGUAAAUAUCAUGUAUUAGCAAAAAAAUAAAAAAAAAAAUAAUGUGAUGUUGACCGUCAUAUAUCUCUUCUCAGUCAAUAUCAUAUUGUUAAGUCAAUAUUACUAACAAAACUGCUAACAAGAAAUUAAUUUUAGACUAAUAACACUAACAAAACACUAUAACGGACCACAUAAUACAUGCACAUACGCCAUCUCCGCCCCGCAAUAAGGGGCGACAUCGCCGCCUAAUAAUAAAUAAAUAUGAAAAGUAAGAAUCCGAUACCAUUAAAAAAAUUACAGAUAAUAUAAGAAAAAGUACACACAGAUGAAACUCGCUGCCCAUCAGGUAGGGACAAAACUAGUUAGUGGGUGAUAGUCGAUAGAUGAUGUGAUGGACUGAGUUUUCUUCUCUUUCAAUGAAAUAUAUUCUCUUUAAUGGAAUACAUGUUUUUAACCUUUUAUCUACUAAUUUACUUUUAACUUGUGGAUCAUUAUCAUAUCUCCGGUACAAAUAUAAUAAUAUAAUAAUGACACUUUCUCUACGCUCUCAAAUAUUGAAUUUUUCUAAAUUUGACGCUCUCACGCUCCCUCACUUACUGCCGCUCCCGCAACUACUAAAUACUAAUAUAUUGAAUUGUCCAUUUUUAUUAAAUUUUUUUUUCUGUAAAUCAGUAAUGCGAUGUAUACAUAUAUGGUAGAUUUUAUCUUAUAUAUAUUAGUUAUACAUUAUCUUAUAUACCAUUAUCGGCUAUGGGGAUGGGUUAGGGUGUCAACUCAUUUUCAAGUUGUCACCGUGGCUACUUAGAGAUCGGCCAUCCAUAUCCUGUGCCACCCAUCUUGUGGCCCAGAUUUUUCAAGGGCAAAUUCGGGAGCUGCACACAGGAUCAAAACCCAUCAUACGUCAAUUACGCUAGGCCUCCUCGUAUUUCGCCCGUCCCUUCUCUCUCCUUCUUCAAUCUCCCUGCAGGCAACUCCGCAAUGACCGCCGUUCUGCAUCCACUUCCCCCCAACAUCAGAAGAGAAACUGGCGUAGCCCCGUUUGCAGACGAUCACUUCAGCCGGCGAACCCACGACGUCUUCACUCGCCGGCGGAGUCCACCCUCUCCAUCUCUCUAUCUCCUCGUCUACCCAUCGCUAUCUCCCUCUGUUCCAUCUCUCUCUCUCUCUAUCUAUCUCCUCGUCUACCCAUCGCUAUCAACCAAGAACCGAAUGAGGCCUGCCAGGUCCUGCCGGAAGAGGCUUUGGAGAUACUAGGGGUGAUAGCGGGAUGCAAGGUGAAAAGAAUGUUGGUGGACACCGGCAGCUCGAUGGAUGUCCUAUUCAAAAGCACGUUUGAGCGCAUGCAAUUGGCGCCCGAGUUGGUGAGAACCUCAAGCUCCAUGUUAAUUGGGUUCUCAGGGGGCGCCCACCCAAGUCAUCGGGCGCGUGCGCUUACCCGUGACCCUCGGUGAUGAAGCACAUUGCGUGACGCAUGCAGUAGAAUUUGGAAUCGUGGAUUGCCCAUCAUCGUACAAUGUGAUACUUGGCCGACCACUCUUGGCACAAUUCAAUGGAGUGGCUUCCACUUGCCACCAAACGUUGAAGUUUGUGGCGCCACAAGGCAUAGGCAUCUCGCGGGGGAGGAAUGUUCCAAGAUAUGCACGAGAGGAGGAACCAAGAUGUCGCGUCCGAAAACAUAGGCUAAACACCAUCAACAUUCGCCCAGAGGAGGCGCCCCGAGCAGAGUCUGUGGAUGAUGAGUUAGUUGGGCGAUAGAUGAAGGGCGCCCAGAGCGACAAGUGCGAAUAUCCGCGCAAGCCGCUAAAGUCAUGAAGGCGCCUUUGAUAGAAUUGUUGUGAGAUUUUGGGGAGCUGUUUGCCUGGAGCGCGCAAGACAUGCCUGGUGUGUCCCCUGAGACAGCGGGGCAAAGGCUCGCCGUGAAGGAGAGCAAAAAGUCUGUCCAACAAAAUUGCUGAAACUUAUCCCCCGAAAAAGAGGAGGCGAUCCGUCGUGAAGUUGAUAGAUUACUCGAGGUAGGAUUCGUGGAGGAAGCAAGGUACAUCACGUGGCUUUCGAAUGUCGUGUUUGUCCCAAAGCCGUCGGGAGACUAGAGAAUGUGUGUGUACUUCACUAACCUCAACCGGGCGUGUCCUACGGAAGCAUACCCUAUGCCACACAUCGAUUUUCUCGUAGAUGCGACAACAUAUCAUGAGGCGCUUAGUUUCCGCGACAUGUUCUCAGGCUACCAUCAGAUCCCCAUGGUGGAGGAAGAUAGGGCGAAGACGACCUUCAUGACACCCUUUGGUAACUUCUGUUACAGAGUGAUGACGUUUGGGUUAAAGAACGCAGGAGCCACGUACCAGCGCAUGGUAAACCAGGUUUUCCGCAAGCAACUAAGGAGGAAUGUAGAAGCAUACGUGGAUGAUUUGAUCGUAAAAAGAAAGAGGCGCCGGGACCACAUCAUGAACUUGCGAGAAACUUUUGAGACGAUGCGCCACUUCAGGUUAAGGCUUAACCCUAAAAAGUGCGUAUUCUUGGCAGAGGUAGGGAAAUUCUUGGGAUUCAUGAUAACGAAGCGGGGAAUUGAAGCCUACCCCAAAAAAAUCGAGGCAAUCAUGAGCUUGGCUCCCCCCUCGAACGCUGAAGGAGGUACAAGGAUUAACGGGAAGUUUAGCGGCCCUUCGGCGCUUCAUUGCGAGGGCCUCUGGAGAUGCGAGGGCUUCAUUACGGAAGUGAAGUUGUUUUGUCAGUGGAGAUGCGAGUCCCAACCUUCAGGAUGACCCGCCGAGACGAGUCAAUGGAUGCCCAGGAGCGAAUUGAUGAGUUAGACAUAUUUGAUGAGAGUCGAGAGGCAGCCGCUCUAUGCUUGGCAGCAAUGAAGAGUCAGGUGGCAAGGUACUACAAUAAAAAAUGCAUGCACACAACAUUGCGGUGGGCAGCCUUGUGUUAAAACGAGAUUUCCGCCCCAAGGCCACAGAAGGGAAGUUGGCCCCAAAGUGGAAAGGACCAUAUCGUAUUCAAGAAGUCAUUGGCCCAAAUACGUUCAAGCUAGAACACCUGUCGGGCAAGAAAGUGAAGAGGACUUGGAACGCCCAAAAUUUGCGACGGUACGAAGUAGGGGAGGCAAGUAUGACAUGUAAUGAUGUGGAGGUCAAAAUUGGUACCUUAUCAGGCGCAGAAGAACAGGCGCCCACUUGCGAGUAGAAGCACAAGGCAAGUUGUUUCCGUGAAGGGCUUCUUUUGGUUAGUAGGUUUUUGUUGAAUUUUCAAAAGCGCCCUUAUGCGUCGUAGGAUUAAAGCGCCCUUUAUGCG
Molecule: messenger RNA, 5058 nt
Organism: Linum trigynum
Lineage: Eukaryota; Viridiplantae; Streptophyta; Magnoliopsida; Malpighiales; Linaceae
Source: the annotation of a GenBank genome assembly